Amoebophrya sp. A120 is the source of this 471-nucleotide messenger RNA. NCBI's taxonomy places the organism in Eukaryota, Dinophyceae, Syndiniales, Amoebophryaceae. The record is from the annotation of a GenBank genome assembly.
CUGCUGCUGCUUUCUUUCGCCCUCCGCGUUGCGUUGCAGCUUUUGAAGGCGCUGGAGUUUUUGUUUGACCAUAAUCGAGUAAGCUGAGAAAAAACUGUACCGGUAUCAAGCUCUUGCAUGGUCUGUCGAAACAUAAAAAUACGAGUUAUCAACGUCGGUGGUCCGCUAGCAUACACGUUGGUUCUGGUGCAGUUUUUUCAAGCGAUACCGAGGACACUGUGACGUCAUGAUGGCGAAUUUCAUGAUCGAGACAAAACGAUCUACAACAGCAUCACCCCCCUCGCCGUCGUCUUCGUCAACAUCUGCCCCAUCGUCCGCGAGAGAUAGAGGCCAACAAGCGUUUCUAUCACCAGCAAGGACAAACGGCCUGGACCUGCUUUCGCAACCUUUCCUGCUUCAUGUCAUCGACACGGAGCAGAUGGCGGCCUGCAGUUUUUUCAAUCGUAACCAGAUUGCAAAAGAUCUCUGGCG